UAGAUUCAGAGAUGAGAAGCAGGCCAGCAGCAUCAUCUCCCACAUGAAGAAGUCACGAAGCCUCCACAUCAUGUGCCACAUCCCAGUGUUCUGCUGGAUCACUGCUACAGUUGUGGAGGAGCUGCUGAGAACCAGAGAGGGAGGAGAUCUGCCCAGAACCCUGACUGAGAUGUUCAUCCACCACCUGGUGGUUCAGGUCAAAGUCAAAAAGUUCAAGUAUGAUGGAGGAGCUGAGACAGAUCCACACUGGAGUCCAGAUAGCAGGAGGAUGAUUGAGUCUCUGGGAAAACUGGCUUUUAAUCAGCUGCAGAGAGGAAACCUGAUCUUCUAUGAGUCCGACCUGACAGAGUGUGGCAUCGAUAUGGAAGCAGCGUCAGUGUACUCAGGAGUGUUGACACAGAUCUUUAAAGAGGAGAGAGGACUGUACCAGGACAAGGUGUUCUGCUUCAUCCAUCUGAGUGUUCAGGAGUUUCUGGCUGCGCUUUAUGUCCAUCAGACCUUCAUCAACUCUGGAAUCAACCUGCUGGAAGAACAAGAAACUGCCUCCAAGAAGUUGAAAGUAUUUCUAAAAAAACCUGAACUACACCAUCUUCACCAGAGAGCUGUGGACGAGGCCUUACAGAGUCCAAACGGACACCUGGACUUGUUCCUGCGCUUCCUCCUGGGUCUGUCACUGCCGACCAAUCAGAAUCUCCUACGAGGGCUGCUGACACAGACAGGAAGUAGCUCACAGACCAAUCAGAAAACAGUGGAGUACAUCAAGGAGAUGAUCAGUGAGAAUGUGUCUGCAGAGAGAAGCAUCAAUCUGUUCCACUGUCUGAAUGAACUGAAAGAUGUUUCUCUAGUGGAGGAGAUCCAACAGUCCCUGAGAUUGGGACGUCUGUCCACAGAUGAACUGUCUCCUGCUCAGUGGUCAGCUCUGGGCUUCAUCUUACUGUCAGCAGGAGAACAUCUGGACGUGUUUGACCUGAAGAAAUACUCUGCUUCAGAGGAGGCUCUUCUGAGGCUGUUGCCAGUGGUCAAUGCCUCCAAGAAAGUUGUAUUGAGUGGCUGUAAUCUGUCAGAGAGAGGCUGUGGAGCUCUGUCCUCAGUCCUCAGCUCCCAGUCCUCCAGUGUGACAGAGCUGGACCUGACUAACAACAACCUGCAGGAUUCAGGAGUGAAGAGUCUUUCUGCUGGACUGGAGAGUCCACACUGUAAACUGGAAGCUCUCAGGCUGUCAGGCUGUCUGGUCACAGAGGAAGGCUGUACUUCUCUGGCCUCAGCUCUGAGCUUCAAGCCUUCAAAUCUGAGAGAGCUGGACCUGAGCUACAACCAUCCAGGAGACUCAGGAGAGAAGAUGCUGAGGGAUAAAGUGGAGGAUCCACACUGUAGACUGGAUACUCUCAGGGUGACGCCUGCUGGAGUCCGAUGGUUGACACCAGGUCUGAGGAAGUAUUCCUGUCAACUCACAGUCGACACAAACACAGUAAACAGAAAACUCAGACUGUCUGACAACAACAGGACGGUGACAUAUGUGGAGGAGGAUCAGUCGUAUCCUGACCAUCCAGACAGGUUUGACUGGUAUCAGUUGCUGUGUGGAACUGGUCUGACUGGUCGCUGUUACUGGGAGGUCGAAUGGAAAGGAAUGGUUGAUAUAUCAGUGAGUUACAGAGGAAUCAGAAGGAAAGGAGACAGUGUUGACUGUGUGUUUGGAUAUAAUGAUCAGUCCUGGAGUCUGAUCUGCUCUGAUCGUCAUGGUUACUCUGUCAUUCACAAUAAGAGAGAAACACCCAUCAGAUGGAAGUGA
This is a messenger RNA of Acanthochromis polyacanthus (spiny chromis), 1789 nucleotides long. RefSeq names its product NACHT, LRR and PYD domains-containing protein 14-like. Lineage: Eukaryota; Metazoa; Chordata; Actinopteri; Pomacentridae. Gene Ontology annotation, molecular function: protein binding. The transcript is spliced from 6 exons. The record is from RefSeq and is a predicted model, not a curated record. The coding region runs from base 44 to 1789 and encodes 581 amino acids.